ACAAACUCCAAUUUCCACCUCUCGUUCUUUUUCCUACCCACAAAUCGAUCGCCCCCACUCUGCCUCUCGCCCUCCUCCUUCCCCCUCCUUACCUCGCCCACUAUGGACCUCACCAUUAACGACCAACUUUUGCUGCAACAACAACACAACUUUCACUCUGGAAACCACCGUUGUUGACAUGUCGCCGCCGCCGCCGCCGUCGCCACUGGCCAACAUCCACGAAAAUCUCCUCUCCGUUCCCCACAAACUCCCCACCUUACCGGAUCUCUUCCUCACAGCUCUCUCUGUUUGCUUCCUCUUCACGUCCUCCACUAAGUCCACUAAGUCCACCGUCUCCCCCAGAUGCCCUUUCCUCUCUUUCCCCCUGAACCCUCGUCGUUUUCUUAAAAUCCCCGCCAUGUCCCACUCCGCAUCGAACCAUAAGAUUAAUCUGCUCCCUCGUCGCCACAACUUCGCGUCUCCGCAGUCUCUCUCCGAGUGGCUCAAGACCCGUUUGCCGUCUGACUCCUUCGCCUCCUGGGGUGUGAAGCCGGGCACCAAGAACGUUCACAACCUCUGGCUCGAACUCUCUGAAGGCGAAACCUCUCUUGCUGAUUCCACUCCUCCGGUUCGCACGGUUCAGGUUGUCACGGUUCGAGUCCUCGGCAAAGAUGGGAAAAUUUUGGUUGAGUCACACCAGGAGUUAUCGGACGGUAAUGUCAGAAAACGGGGCCGACCCUUAUCGGAGAAGAUGAAACCCAGUGAGGACCCGGAAUCGGCUGCUAUGAGGGCAAUCAAAGAAGAGCUUGGCUCUGUGGUUUUUGGGUCUGAGGCCGAUGUGGACGUCUGUGAAAUUGUGACGAUUGAUCCGAAUUCAUAUGGGAUGAAGGUGGAGGAGCGGAAUUCGGAUUCGUAUCCCGGUUUGCCUGGUUGCUACGUUUUGCAUACCUUGAAUGCAACUGUUGAGGGGUUGCCGGAGGGAGAUUUUUGUACGUUUGAGGUUGACGAGUAUGGAAAUCUUGACGAAAAAAGUGUUGCUGACAAGGCGGUCUCUGUGAAGAAGCAUUACUGGACGUGGGUUAGUGCUGAUUCAAUGGAAUCUUGAUUUGAAGUUGAGUUGAAGCUAACAUUCGAACUUCAAGUUUUUUAUACGGUAUUAUACGAAUAAUUUUCAUCUUGUAAAGUGAUGUGAGGUUUUGGUAAAUAAGUUCAUACCAUAAUUAUCGUUCUCCAUUAUAGUUUUAGAUGGAGUUAUCAUUCUCCAUUAUAGUUUUAGAUGGAGAUAAACUACAAUUACUACAUGAUAUCUUUGUGGCCAGCUCAGUUUUCAAGACGUAUAGGAUUUUUGCUUGUUUCUGUGUAAUUAUGCGGCUUUAGCAGCGUUGGUUGUAAAACCGGAUAAUUGGACAAUGGUUUUCGCGA
Neltuma alba is the source of this 1401-nucleotide messenger RNA. RefSeq lists its product as uncharacterized. The coding region runs from base 179 to 1084 and encodes 301 amino acids. Lineage: Eukaryota; Viridiplantae; Streptophyta; Magnoliopsida; Fabales; Fabaceae. The record is from RefSeq and is a predicted model, not a curated record. The transcript has a single exon.